Messenger RNA from Gorilla gorilla gorilla (western lowland gorilla), 4530 nucleotides. RefSeq names its product ST3 beta-galactoside alpha-2,3-sialyltransferase 2 (gene ST3GAL2). Bases 1559 to 2611 code for a protein of 350 amino acids. NCBI's taxonomy places the organism in Eukaryota, Metazoa, Chordata, Mammalia, Primates, Hominidae. The transcript has 9 exons. Gene Ontology annotation, biological process: sialylation. Gene Ontology annotation, cellular component: membrane. The record is from RefSeq and is a predicted model, not a curated record. Gene Ontology annotation, molecular function: beta-galactoside (CMP) alpha-2,3-sialyltransferase activity.
ACGGGGAGGAUGUGAAUGGGGUGGGGGCAGUCGCCCCUGUCCCCCACCCUUCCCUUCAAGCCGGGCAGGGGUGGGGGGAGGGGCCGGGCUGAGGCGGCGGCGGCGGCGGCGGCGGCGGCGCUCGGGGAGGGUUGGGCCAGGCAAGGGUGGGACUAGCCCACGGCGGGCGGACGAGAGAGCUGCGAGCUAACGGGUCCGGGCGGCGGCGGCGGCGACGACGACGACGAAGACGACGACGACGACGGCUUUCUGCGCGGGCGGCGGCGGCCGGAGCGGCGAGCAUGGCCCGCGCGGCGCCGGGCGCUGACUGAGAGACGCGGUUUUGCCAUGUUGCCUAAGCUGGUCUCGAACUCCUGAGCUCAAGUGAUCUGCCUGCGCAGGCCUCCAAAAAUGCUGGGAUUACAGCCACCCUGAUGGGCAGGAAGUGGUAUCUGAUUGUGGUUUUGAUUUGCAUUUCCCUGAUGAUUAAUGACGUUGAGCAUCUUUUCCUGUGCUUGAGCCUCGCAGUACCCCUGGAUCAGUCAUUGUGAAGGUCACCACUGCCCUCCAUCCAGUGGGUCGUGCUGUGGCAGCCUGGCGCCCGACAUGUGAAGGGGAACCUGCCAGGGGAUUACUGUGAGCUAACAGCAGGAUAGGCUGGCCCUGGGGGAAUGGGGAUGGGCAGAACCCAGGCCAGGAGUAUUAGGAAGGAGACUUGGACCCUGGUGGGGAGCUCAGCACAAGCUCGCCUGACCCAGAUGGUAUUGGACACAGUGCCCCGCUGAACAGCAGCUGUUCCCAGCGCCAGAGGACCCCACAGCCACAGUAGGAGCUUUGCGACCCCUACACAACUGCAGCUGGGGCUGGGGCCACCAGGAGAAGACCAGCACCUCAGAUGGGAAGCAGAAGGGCAAGACCUACUGCGGAAAGGAUCUCGAUCUCUGCAGCGGAGUUUUCCCACACUCACAGAGCUUCCUGUUUUUAUCCUCUCAGGGUUGGGGUCUGGCUCCCCUCCUCUGGCAGAGGUUUUGGGCCAGGAGGUGGGACAACGCUUGCAUGGAACCCAAGUCCCCUGAAGCCCAUGUGCUCUCUGUUGUGAUUGGAGUUCUAGGGCUUCCCCGCUGCCGGGAACAAGGGGCCGCCUCAUUGUCUGCUCAUGAACCACAAGGACCCCGACUGCUCCAGACUGGAUUAUUUCAAGCCGCCAAAGAGGGGGACCCCUAGAGCUGGCAGCCAGCAAUCCCAAGGGACUAGUGGGCUGCAAUGGACUGACCUCCCCCUCACCAGGGUGGCAGGAGAGGCAGAGCCUCUGUGGCCUAGCUAGUGACGGAGAGACCCGAUGAAGCCCUAAGCAGGGGCCCCGCCUGACUCAGGGACAGGACAGCCACUCCUGCCAACGUGUGUUCUUCCCACAUUGAGGGAGGGCGUGGCAAGGGACCCCUGCCACUGUCCCCUGCUGCAGCACGUGCCCCUAUGCCCUUUGCAUGUGGUGCCAGAAUAGGCAGGCUACGCCGUGGCUGGCCCCUCAGCGGGCUGGGAAAAGAGUGGCCACGGUGACCGCCGCCCGCCUGCCGGCACAAUGAAGUGCUCCCUGCGGGUGUGGUUCCUCUCCGUGGCCUUCCUGCUGGUGUUCAUCAUGUCCCUGCUCUUCACCUACUCGCACCACAGCAUGGCCACGCUCCCCUACCUGGACUCGGGGGCCCUGGAUGGGACACACCGGGUGAAGCUGGUGCCCGGCUAUGCCGGCCUGCAGCGCCUCAGCAAGGAGAGGCUCUCGGGCAAGAGCUGCGCCUGUCGCCGCUGCAUGGGCGAUGCCGGUACCUCCAACUGGUUUGACAGCCACUUUGACGGUAACAUUUCCCCCGUCUGGACCCGAGAGAACAUGGAUCUUCCACCGGAUGUCCAGAGGUGGUGGAUGAUGCUGCAGCCCCAGUUCAAGUCACACAACACCAAUGAGGUGCUGGAGAAGCUGUUCCAGAUAGUGCCUGGCGAGAACCCCUACCGCUUCCGGGACCCCCACCAGUGCCGGCGCUGUGCCGUGGUGGGGAACUCGGGCAACCUGCGGGGCUCUGGCUAUGGGCAGGACGUGGACGGGCACAACUUCAUCAUGAGGAUGAAUCAGGCGCCAACCGUGGGCUUUGAGCAGGAUGUUGGCAGCCGAACCACCCACCAUUUCAUGUACCCUGAGAGUGCCAAGAACCUGCCCGCCAACGUCAGCUUCGUGCUGGUGCCCUUCAAGGCCCUGGACCUUCUGUGGAUCGCCAGCGCCUUGUCCACGGGGCAGAUCCGAUUCACCUACGCCCCAGUGAAGUCCUUCCUUCGAGUGGAUAAAGAAAAGGUCCAGAUCUACAACCCAGCCUUCUUCAAAUAUAUCCACGACAGGUGGACAGAGCAUCACGGGCGGUACCCUUCCACGGGGAUGCUGGUGCUUUUCUUUGCCCUGCAUGUGUGUGAUGAGGUGAACGUGUACGGGUUCGGGGCCGACAGCCGGGGCAACUGGCACCACUACUGGGAGAACAACCGGUACGCGGGCGAGUUCCGGAAGACUGGCGUGCACGACGCGGACUUCGAGGCCCACAUCAUCGACAUGCUGGCCAAGGCCAGCAAGAUCGAAGUCUACCGGGGCAACUGAGCCGGGCCUCGCCGCGACCCUUCCGGCCCAUCUAUCGGGCACCGGGGCUCCGGCCCGGGACCCGGGACCAGCAACCCGGGACCAAUCAUGCUGCAGCCCAGGGGCGUCUGCUGUGCCCCGCCAAUCACGAGACUGGGGGACCGGCCGGGCCUGGCACCAAUCUGCGCUGCGGUAGGGCGGAGCUUCUGUUUCUCCCAGCCAAUCAUGUGACUCAAGGAGAACUUCCGGCGCUGUGUCCAGUCUCCUCCAAUCAAUGGCCUUCGGGGGCGGGCCAGCGGCCGCUCAAUCCCCACUCCCUCAUGCUUUGGGUUAGGGUUUUCUUUCACGCUUUCUGAGGAGGAGAGCAUGGCGCGGGCCUCGGCGAAGCACUUCCGUCAGCCUCGGGCGGAGGAUCGUCUCAGUAGCUGGCCACACCCGGAGGACAGCAGGCGGUCGUUGCGGGCCUCAGGAGAGAGGUGGCCGCCCGGCCCCUUUCCCUGCCUGCCCGGAUUUGUGCGUGCAGACCCACCAAAGAAAAGCGGUCGCUGCGGGACCCCCAGUCCCACCUCGGCCCCGCUGCGGGAUGGCUGCGCCCCCAGAGCUUCCUGCGUUUCCAGGAAGCCGGGAGUGGCGCCCUCUGCUGGGUGGGGUGCUCCCGGGCCGAACUCCGGACAGAUGGAGGGGACAGGGCAGAGCUCGAGGAAGCCCUGUCUCCUUCAGUGCAAGGUGCUGUCACUCACGUGUGCCCUCGACCCUCGCGUUCACCCGCAGCCUUCUCAGCGCCUCUCCCUGGGCCCGAGGUCUCCUCACCAGCCUACCUGUUGCUCUGGAAAAAAAUCCCCUGCCCCCCGACUCCGUCCCUACCCCGAGUCUUCGGCCGGCUCUGGCCCCUGGGGAGGGGGCUGCACGGCGGAAGGAGGCUGGCUAUGGGCCCGGCUGCCCGCUGCAUGUACCUCCUCCUCCACCCAUCGCCCUUUGCCUGGGGCUCAUUCUUUGGUUAAGCUGAAGCUGCCGUGGGUGGCCAAACCGCAGUUUCUUUGCAAAUUCUGAGCUGGCAGAGCUCGCAGCCGGGAGCCGGCCGGGGAAGAGGAGACUUGCGCGCCGCAAGCCGCCUGCCUCCACCCUGCUCUCCAUCUCCCGCUUUAGAAGGGCUGGGAAGCUCGCGGCCGGGGUUCCACCUGGAAGCUGCUUGCGUGGUUGAACCCAGCUUAGGUCCCUGGCCGGGCUGCUGGUGGAAUUCUCCUCCUUCGAAGCUGGGGAGGUUUAGGAGGGGGAAGGCUUCUGUGAAGCUCUCAAACCACUAAUAGAGCCCCCUCCCCAACAGUGACGGCGCAGAUGCUCCCCCUUUUCUUAGUUGACACCACCAGGCAGCUUCCUGGCCGUUGGUAGGUUCCUGCAGCUGGCUGAGGGAACAGGGACCGGCAGGGGACUUUGUUAGGGGAGGGUUGGGAUGGGCAGUGGGCCCCUGAAAGUUAAUAUAUUGGAACCUAGCUCGAGUGUCGUUCUUUCCAAUUCCGAAAGUAGAGAGAGUAAAAAUAGGGGUGAUUGGGGUAGGGUUAGUAGAAUGCCUCUCUCAGGGCGUUCCCCCCUCCCCCACCGUUUUAGAGAGCUAGGCCUCAGCCAGUCUUGCCACUCCCAUCUCAGUGCUUCCUGAAGAGGCUGUUUUGAGUGUUGAUGAAAAGCAAUGCAAUUAUGCCAAACAGUAUUGAGCAGAAUAAUUUAUUUCUUUUUUCUUUUUCUUUUGCUUUAAAUCAUGAAUCCCGCCAGGUACGGUGGCUCACACCUGUCAUCCCAGCACUUUGGGAGGCCAAGGCGGGCGGAUUACUUAAUACUUAAGGUCAGGAGUUCGAGACCAGCCUGGCCAACAUGGUGAAACCUCGUCUCUACCAAAAAAAAAAAAACAAAAAUUAGCCAGGCGCAGUGGUGCGCACCUGUAAUCC